This is a messenger RNA of Oppia nitens, 1333 nucleotides long. RefSeq lists its product as uncharacterized. The record is from RefSeq and is a predicted model, not a curated record. The transcript is spliced from 3 exons. Bases 18 to 1049 code for a protein of 343 amino acids. Lineage: Eukaryota; Metazoa; Arthropoda; Arachnida; Sarcoptiformes; Oppiidae.
AUUUUUUAAAAAUAGCAAUGAUAUUUCAAUUUCAAAUUUUUGUAUUAUUUGUGACAAAAUAUGUAUUAGAGGUAAAUAGUGAGUCUCGAGACGUAACCACCGAUGACUUCCAACUGGACUGUCUUCUCACUCAUAAUAAGUACAGAGACAAACAUUGCGCUACUUCUCUCAAAUUUAGUCCUAAACUAAAAUUGUUAGCCAAUCGACGGGCAGUUUAUUUAUCGACAAAUGAGGGUCAAAAUCAUAGUCGAGUCCAAAACGUGGCAUUUGGUGAAAAUAGUUAUGUUAUGCAAUACCAGAACUCGACAUCUGUUGACUGCAAAGCCAUUGUAGAGAAGUGGUUCAAUGAGAGAAGACUUUACAAUUGGAGAGACGACACUAAAGUUGGAUAUCAUUCGCGACAUUUCGCUCAGAUUGUAUGGAAUUCAACGCAAAGACUUGGAUGUGCUUCAGUGGUGUCCAAARCUAGUCAUCUAUACGUUGUUUGCAAUUAUUAUAAUUUAAAGCCUUUUCCACAAAACGUYUCACAAAAUAUCAUAUCAGAAGAGAAAUGCGAUCAAAUUCUUAGCAAAAGAAGUUUUAAAUAUCGGGAACUGACAAAUGGUCUCUGGAGUCAACAAUGUCUUAAUGAACACAACCGUAUCAGACAAUUGCAUUCAGUCCCACCACUCACUAUCAAUGACCAAAUGCUUGAAUUGGCACAAAAGCGAGCUCUAGAAAUGGCUCGAAAAGGAUUUCGAUUUUUUAGACAUAAGAACUGGCGUUGGGGUGAAAAUAUUCAUUGGACUAAAGCAACAAACAAUAGCAUAAAAGCCAUUAAUUGUAAAUUAUCAAUUGGUAAGUGGUAUCAGGAGAUUAACAAUUAUGAUUGGGACUUCCGUGAGACAUCCAAUGGCACAAUAAGACAUUUUCUCCAAAUGGUUUGGAGGCCAACCAAUAUAGUUGGAUGCGCUCAGAUCCAGAAUGUGGAGGAAACCAAGGUGGGGUUUACACUGUAUGCCUGUAUGAUCCCAAAGCUGAUCUCCAUUACUCUGACCUUCAUUGGGUGAAUGUAUUUCCGGAUAUUUCAAAAAUAACAGAACAGCCGACAGAAAUAAUAUCAAUACAACAAAAUUCUGGAGACGAUUACGGACACGAAUCGGAUGAGUUGGACGACGAAACAGAACUCGAGAAAGAAUUUAAAGAUGUWGACGACAUCAUCGACACAAAUGCUUACUUAGGACUCACACCUGCUGUCAGUUUGGAAGAUGUCUUCAUUAAGACAACAACUCCUGGUUUAGCCUUUGAUCGCAACGAAUACCUUCACAAACGCAAAGCUAGUGAUAGACGAAAA